AUGGCGGCGCAGCCCCCGCUCGGGCCGCGGAAGCGGAGUGGCUCGGCGCUGUGCGGGACAGGCUGGGCCGGGGUCGCCCCUCCGGCAGCGGCGGGCCGCGGGGAAGCCCUGGAGAACGGCUUCCCGCCCCAGAAGCGCCCUAAGAGCUCGGGGGCGGCUGGGCGUGACGAUGCACCGGGAGACCCCUUCGGUGACAACGACGACUUUACAGCGGACGACCUGGAGGAGAUCGAUGAUAUCUUGGCUUCGCAGGCGCUGUCGCAGGAAGCUGCCGGCUCCCCUGCGCCCUGUCCGGGCCUUCCGAAACAGGCAUCUUGGCUUUUCUCUGCAGCACAGGAGGAUAAUCUGAUGAGAGAAGCCUUCCAGUUUGAAGUACUGCAAACACAGCAUGAAGAAAUUAAACAGAAGCUGAAAGAAAUGCAGGAUGAAAUCCUUACUAAAAAUGGAGAAAUUAAAAUUUUGCGUGACUCAAUGCAGCAGAUGGAGUAUGCUAUGGAGGAACAGAAAAGAUCAUAUGUGCUCUUGGAACAGCAAAAAUCCCAGACCUUAAGUGAAAAAGAAAAAGAGUUCUCCAAAAAGUUGCUGUCAUUGCAGUCAGAGUUGCAGUUCAAAGAUGCAGAAAUGAAUGAGAUAAGAGCACGACUUCAGAACUGUGAAAGAAACAAACAGGUUACUCAGACGGUUUUAUCACGAAGCCCUAAAAAGAAUUCUGCAAUACAAGUGAAAUCAGAAGGAUCUUCUCCACAGCUUGGGAAAAAAUAUUUUCCUACAAAGGAAUCCUUCAAUUCUGAAAUGUCCACUAGACCAUCAUGUUCUUCAGGAAAUGUGAUUGCCCCAACUACUUCGAUCAAAGAAGACAGUAAGAUAACCCACCCUGAAGUUUUAUCUGUGAAGCACGAAGCAAUGGCAAAAAACGGUUCCUACAAGUCUCUGCCUAAACGAAACACACAAGGUUCUAUUUUACUCAAUGCACUGAUGAAGCUGCCCAUUGUCCCUGGGUCAUCAUUAGGACUCUGCCACCUUCUUAGCAGCAGCUCUGAGCCCCUACCUGGAGCAGUACUGCAGCCUAACUAUUUGGAAAGGAAGUCCACACAACCACCCAGCAGCAGGACAACUCCAGAAGAAAUUGCUCCUCCUGUAUCCCUGCAAGAAGCUCAAAAACUUGCAAUAACAGGAUUGAACUUGAUUGCUCUGGACGAAGGAUUAUCUGAAGGAAGCCCAACAGGAAGCCCAAGAGACAUCCUGCACCUCACCUGCUGCAAGAUCCGAGGGGCCGUGCACCUCUUGCCCUUGGUAGAACACCACAUUGGUGCCUACUGUCAAGCAGUACAGUUGGUGGACAAGUCAGUAAACGGUUCUUGUGGAGACCAUUCAGCUGUUUCUUCCAGAACCAACACAAAUACCGUGUCAAGUAAGGAGGACUUCAGGUUGUCUCUUGAAGAAACUACACUUAUAUCCUUGGAUGUUCUUUAUUAUUUGGUAUUUUAUAGCUGGGAUGUUGUCCACACUUUGCUAUCUGCUGAAGUGGAAGAAGGUUCUGCUGCUGGAGAUGAACAGGUUUCCAAGAUGGACACAAAGGUGUUAUGUGAUAAUCAGUCUAAUAAUAAAGAAGAUAACAGGACACAUGGAGGGCUGCCUGUAGCUCCACAGGAUGCUCCCAGUAAGGAUGGAACUCAGCAUUCUUUGUUUAAAAAGCUGCUUCAGGUUCUAGCUUUUUCUGCUGCAAGAGGGGCCCAGACUGACAGUAUACUGAACCACAGCCUAAAGGUUUUGGUGAAAUUAGCUGAGAAUUCAACAAUGGACUUGCUAAUAAAUUUUCAGCACUUACUGAGUAGCCAAACGCUGCUGCAGUGUCUCUCUCCAGAGACCCCUCUGCCUGCUGUCCUUUCAACUGUCAGACUGUUGUGUAUUCUUGCUCAACACCACACCUUGGUUGGUCAACUGUGUUCUCACUCAGACACCUGCCGCCUUCUUGCACUGUACAUGUACAUUACAUCAAGACCAGAUAAAUCAGCAUCUGAAAUGCUUUGGCUUCAGCUGGAACAAGAGACAGUGAGGCUCCUGAGCAGGUGCAUGCAGUGUUCCAGACCAGCAGUUUUACUACCUGGUUCAGACUGCCAGUGUAAUCUUGAGGUGGUUAAGGCACUAAUUGUAAUGUUACAUAGACAGUGGAUGAAGAUUAGAAGAUCUGAGAGUAGCCUGUGUGCACAUAAGGAACAAAUAAUUCAGUUUUUACGGGAUGCUGCUUUACUCUUACACAGCCUAUCUCAGAAAGAUAAACUGUUUCAUGAACACUGUUUGGAGGUUCUCCAUCAGUAUGACCAAGCCAUGCCAGGAAUAAGAGCCAUUCUCAAAAAGACUCACAAACUGAGUGCCUGUGAAGAGUUGAUUUUGGAUGAAUUAUAUCCUACUGAGCCAGAAGCAGAAGACCAUGGAAUAGACUCCAGCUAGCUAACACAUAGCCAAGAUCUCAGUCCUUCCUCAUCUAAAUAACAAUCAUUGCCAGUGGAAAUCCAAUAUUUAGAUCUGUUUUAUUAGGGGAUCAUCUAAAGGUUGCACUCAAAUGCAGCACAACUAAGACAUUCCUUUGUUGUGGUUAUUUUCAGCACUAUCUAACCGUAGCUGAAAGCAAGGAAAUGUCAAUGUAAGAAUGAUGCUGUGAUGUCCUGUUUUGCUGUGCAAAACCACUCAAUGGCCUAGGACUGGUUCUGUUUGGGAAUUCCAUCCGUUAUGAGACUGCUGUGAAUGG
Messenger RNA from Indicator indicator, 2749 nucleotides. It is a transcript of the gene ATRIP, whose product is annotated as ATR interacting protein. The record is from RefSeq and is a predicted model, not a curated record. The coding region runs from base 1 to 2451 and encodes 816 amino acids. Gene Ontology annotation, biological process: DNA repair; DNA damage checkpoint signaling. NCBI's taxonomy places the organism in Eukaryota, Metazoa, Chordata, Aves, Piciformes, Indicatoridae. The transcript has 13 exons.